AUGAACGAGGCUCGGCAGCAGGAUGAAAUCGAGCUGCUCCAGUCAAUUUAUGGCGACAUUUUCACAGACCUCACCUCAAAGUCCAAACCCCAUUUCCAGGUAGCUCUUCUGUCACACAUCAAUCCAGACAGACCGGUGGUCUCCUUGAUUCUAGAUAUCCAAUUCACCCCGACAUACCCGACCCUGGCGCCUUUGGUGAAGAUUGUGGAACCCAAGAACUUGCUCAGGGCCAGGGUUGCUUCGAUUGAAAAUAAGGUCCUGGAGGUGAUCAAGGACUACCUGGGAGAGGAGAUCUGCUUCACGAUGAUCAUGGACGUGAAGGAGAUGCUCGAUGAUUUCCAGCAAACUACAGAAGAGGUGCUAUCUUUAGAGGAAGAGAGAACCCGGCGCAUUGAGCAGCAGCGGAAACAAUUGGAGAAAAAAGAGGAGCACGAGGUCACACAGCAACUUCAGAAACUACGAGGCGAUUAUCCGGAAUCUCGAGAAAAUACGCUUAGGCUGCUGCGAGAGCUGGAUGACGAGGAUGAGCCUUCCUUGGUACCCACGAGUCUAGACAAUACCUUCGUGUUUGAUAACAAGCUCAAUGGAUACUGUGAGCAGACCAGAUCUCGAUUUGUGUUUCGAGCCGUUCAGGGCUUUAUCCCCUUCAAGGCCAAAAACCUCCUUCUGAGCAUCAGCUCCCAGUACAUUGUCACACCCUAUGUUCCGCAGGCGGUUCAGAAACUAGAUGUAUGCUACUUGCUCCAUGUGAUUGAGCUCAAUGAUAACCACUGGUCAACGAAUCAGGGCAAAAAGGAGAUCAGAGAGUUGGAGAGACAACUCGAACAAGUAAUGGAGCUCAACGUGAAUGAGGUAUUGCUGGUCUACGGCUUCCAAAUCGACCAGGACCUCGAAGAUCACUCAAAAUGGACCAUAAGAAUUCUUUCGGAAUUCUCCUCCAGCAUGCAAACAUUGGACGAGGUUCUCCAGACUGCCGAUGCAGUGAACUGGACACUUGCACGUUCAUGGCUUAUCCAACUAUUGCCUACACUUGAACUUCUUCAUGAUGUUUCCCAACCACAUUGCCUUCUAUGUCCGUUGAGCGUGGUGCUAGCGGCAUCCCAGGGUGAAGAGUCUACUCUGCGCAAGAUUCUCAAGUUGUGUCAUCCACGGUACGGUUUGACGGUUUUAACAAUGUACCAUAGAUCAUCGGACUUCCUACCUCAAUUCAUACCCAAGGCCUGGAUUGAUCCAGAUCCUUCGGCAGGGCUCAUCAAGACAGAUAUCUGGAACCUUGGUGUUUUGUUCACCAGGGUUAUGCUUGGCUACAAUGUGCUUACUACAGACUUCAAGACACCCGAGCUGUUCCUUCGAGAUUUCGAUGUUUCCCAGUAUGGAGAAUACGAGGAGUAUGCUGAUAGAGUGCACGACAUGCUCAGCAAAAUGCUUCAGCCCAAAGCGUCAAAGAGACUCAGUCUUAUGGAGCUCAACGCUGUCAAGUUUUUCCGAGCCGGUAUCGAUAUGGGCCACACUGCAUCUGCAUUUGGGAAUAUAGAAGAAGAAGAAGAAGAUGAUGAAGACGAAGCAGAGCCAUCUCAGUACAAGAGCGUCUUCUUUGAUACUUCCAGAAGGAAUUUGGCUCCCGCUCACAGCACUCGCAGGAGACUCUCCAAUAACAAUUCUACCAUGAUGAACACGAACCACGAAUCCAUAGCCCUGAUCAACAGAGACUCUCGUUAUGAAACCGAAUUUGAAGAGGUGGGAAAACUUGGAAAAGGUGGUUUUGGUGAAGUUGUCAAGGCCAGAAACAGAAUGGAAGGCACCUUCUACGCCAUCAAGAAAAUUAGACACAGAGCUGACAAGCUAGAAGGGCUCUUGAGUGAGGUGCUUUCUUUAGCCAGACUCAAUCAUCAGUACAUCGUGAGAUACUACGGUUGCUGGGUGGAAGAGGAUAUUGACCAGGUUAGUGCCAUUGAAGAUGAUGAGAGUCUGGAUAGAGAGACGGAAACCAGCUCACUUUUCAAUGAAGAUAAUGUCAGAUCUUCGUCGUUCUUGAGUCGCGAGAACUCAUUCCAGGUGGACUAUUUCACGAACUCACUAGACCCGCUGUUGGAGUAUAACGAUGACGACUUUGAUGACAGAAUUGUGUUUGCAAACAGUUCAGACGAUGAAGAAGGCGACGAUAAUAAUGCUAUUGCUGAUACAUCUGAUGAGGAAGAGAGCAAUUCCACGGUGGACGAUUUGUCUGUCCAAAAAGCACCAACAAAGCCCGCCCAAAACAGGCCACAAUCGAAAUCAAUUCUCUACAUUCAGAUGGAGUUCUGUGAGAACAACACACUUCUGGAUAUCAUUGAUCGAGGUCUUCCUGCCAACCCUAAUGAAUACUGGCGAUUGUUCAGGCAGAUUUUGGAGGCUGUUUCUUACAUCCAUUCAUCUGGAUUUAUCCAUAGAGACUUGAAGCCUACCAACAUUUUUAUCGACAAGUCGAAUAACGUGAAGGUGGGAGACUUUGGUCUUGCAAAGAACUCAAGGUUGUACUCCAUGAUCCUGGACAAUAAUCAGGUUUCACCCGCUACUAAUGAUUUGUCAACAGUUGUCGGUACGUUCUUUUACACUGCCAAUGAGGUUGCAUCGGGCGAUUAUAACGAGAAAGUCGACAUGUACUCAUUAGGAAUCAUAUUCUUCGAAAUGUGCUAUAAGCUUGGAACUGGCAUGGAGCGUGCAAUGGCAUUAAACAAUCUAAGACUUGAGAACGUCCAGUUCCCGUCCAAUUUCCUAGCAGCAAACCGUUCUACUGAAAGAAAGAUUGUUCGUCAGCUUCUAGACCAUGAUCCUAACAGGAGACCAGGAGCUGCAAGACUCCUUCAAAGUGGUUUGUUACCUGUUGAGCAUCAGGAUGAGGUAAUCAAAGAGGCAUUAAAAUCUUUAGCAGAUCCUGCUUCUCCUUGGCAACAGCAGGUGAGAGAAACCCUUUUCAACCAACCUUACCUGUUGGCUCGUGACAUGAUGUUCGAUAAACUUGGCAAGAGCUCACACAGUAAGGCGUUGGAUCACUCUGAGAACGACUACCUUGUGCUCAACGCCACCCUUGAUGAAUUGUUCAGAAUCUUCGGCAAUCACGGUGCGAUAAGAGACUAUGAUGGCAGUUACCUUCUUCCAAAGCUGUCUUUUGAUACGAAAGAUCUGGUCUACGAGAUUCUCGAUAAAUCUGGAUCCGUCCUCACUUUGGCAUAUGACCUUGUCCUACCAAUGGCAAGAUUCUUGAGCAGAAAUGACUUGAGUAUUACCAAACUCUGCAGACAUGAGUUCGUUUACAGACCAAACGUAAGGGGUAUUGGAAUUCCUGACAAAUACAGUGCUGUUGGGUUUGAUGUGUUUUCACAAGACAAGAGAACGCAUAUUACUGAUACCGCCGAGUGCAUCAAGGUAGUCGACGAGAUACUCGACAGCUUCCCAUGUUUCAAGACAAAGAAUGCACAGACAAUCAUCUUGGUCAAUCACUCAACAAUCCUCAACGCCUGUCUAGACUUUGCCUUUGGUGGAACAAAUACUCCCACUCGGUCCAAGCGCUACGAGAUCAUGGGUGUGAUUUCAUCCAUUUUAGUUGAAAGAGGACCAGAAGAGGUGAAGACUUACCUUAGGAACGAAUUCAAGAUUCAGCAUACUGUCGUCAAAGACCUCAUUGACCAUUUUGAUUUUACAGUGGAGCCAGAAACAGCCAAAAAGAAGUUGAGGAAGGUGCUCACGGAUUCACCUCUUCUCGCCAAAGUGGAAAGAGCAAUGCAAGAAGUUUUAGAUGUAUUGGCGGUGCUUAAGCGUUUUGGAAUCAAAACUUCAGUUUUGCUUUGUCCAUUGAGCAAUUACAAUGCUCGGUAUUACGAUGGUGGCAUCAUGUUCCAAGCCAUUCACAGAAUAGACAAACUGAGAAAGUUUUCUAGGGUUGUUACUGGUGGAAGAUACGAUAGACUUAUUGACUCGAUGCUGAGUGAGGGAAUUGCGACUUCCAGAACGCCACAUGCUGUUGGAUUCCAGCUAACCUCAACGCUCUUGUUCCUAUUGAUGAAGAACUCAUUGAAGCGUACUAAGGCAAACACCAAUGUGUCAAGAUCAAUGGCUAGAUGGAGGAAGUCCAGGUGCGAUGUUUUAGUGACAUCCACCCAGGAUUCAGUUAUGAAAGAUUCAGGAUACUCGAUUUUGCGUCUUCUUUGGUCUCAUGAUAUCAGCUGUGAUCAGUUCACCAGCUCCUUCCAGGAUGAAGUCUUGCAAAAAGCUACGGAUGAUGGAUGUAACUGGAUUGUGGUCUUGAAGCAGUCUUAUCUGAACAAAAAGACCAAGAAGAGUCAGUUCAAGCCUAUCAGGGUUAAGAAUUUGAGUGAACUGAAGGAACACGAUUUGGACUAUGAUGAGCUUUUGGAGUUUUUGCAGCACGAGAUUGAAGAGAGAAGAACAGAACAUCAAAAUGUCGAGUCAGCUAAGUCCCAAAACAAGCCACAAGAGGAGCAGAGCUCUUCACGUGUGGGACAACCACUUUUCAGUAUCGAUCUUGACCAGAAGGUUACAAUUGUUCCUAACGAUGCUCCUAGAGGCAGAAAGAAUAACAAAAAGGAGAAGUGGGAGUUAGACAAUGACGCAAAGGUUGCAUCCGCUUCUAUGAUGAAGGAUUUGGCUGACGCCUCGAUCAUCACAGUUGAGUCUAACGAUACUACUUUAGAUAUGAUUCUGUCUAUGUCGUUGCUGUUACCGCUAGAAGAGUGGUUCAAGAAGCUCUUUUUCACCAACAAGAAUUUGCCAAAGCAUUACGCCAACAAUAUCUACGAUUGCUUGUGGAAAGACAAAUCAAGAGGGCAGCAAUGGGCAGUACUUUACAACCCGAAAAGCGACAAGACAUGCAUUGUCGACCUACAGCGCUAA
Candidozyma duobushaemuli is the source of this 4890-nucleotide messenger RNA. It is a transcript of the gene GCN2, whose product is annotated as serine/threonine-protein kinase. Gene Ontology annotation, biological process: DNA damage checkpoint signaling; regulation of translational initiation by eIF2 alpha phosphorylation. The record is from RefSeq and is a predicted model, not a curated record. The transcript has 3 exons. The coding region runs from base 1 to 4890 and encodes 1629 amino acids. Lineage: Eukaryota; Fungi; Ascomycota; Pichiomycetes; Serinales; Metschnikowiaceae. Gene Ontology annotation, molecular function: ATP binding; eukaryotic translation initiation factor 2alpha kinase activity; protein binding.